Molecule: messenger RNA, 1470 nt
Organism: Moneuplotes crassus
Lineage: Eukaryota; Ciliophora; Spirotrichea; Euplotida; Euplotidae
Source: the annotation of a GenBank genome assembly
GGAAAUGGACAAUCGGAAAAGAGGAUUUUUAGAAAGCCGGAUACUUCAAGCUAGCCCAUCUUUUCAUUAUAAAACUGAGGAAAGUAUAGAGUCAAGAGCAAAGCAGAAUAACAAAGAAUGAAAAAUACCUUUUAAAUCUGGGUUAAAACGCUAUCAAAAGCUAAACGAAGGAGGAAUGUUAUCUCCUAGCAAUUCAUGAAACCUUCCUCUAAAUGCGAUCCCUCCAACCGUAAAACUCCGGAUGAAAGGAGCGAACAGCUCCCUGCCAACUACAAAGAUUAGAUCAAAUACUCCUCAGCUUGACUUCAAGCUAAAAUUGUUCCCCCAAAAUUCAGCCUUAAUCCCACUCAGGAGAAAGAGAGAGGGGCACAAAGACACUCUCAGAAUCAGUCAUACCUCUCCAGGGUGUUUUGAACUUGAAAGGAUUCAUCAAGGAGAAAUAAAAUCCUUUAACGCUAGAAAAAUAGCCACCAGAAUCAAAACCUGGAUUCUCAGAACAGCUUUCAAAGCUUAUGGAGAGUAUAUGGGCCAUGAAUUUGGUUCUGAAGAAAGAUUACGAGUGUAUACCACUGCUUUCAAAACUACUGCCAGCAAGUCCAAAGUUCAACAAAAGCGCUUGAAAGGUAAAUAAGACACGGAACCACAUUAAUAUCGUCACUGAGAAUCGAGGUCAUAAAUCAAAAAUUAAGGUUAGAUCACAUUCCAAAGAGGUACUGCAGAACGAAAUAGAGCUAAAGUAUGGUAACUUCGAUGAAGAGAGAGACUUUCUCAUGAACACACCUGACUUAAGAUACAGUAAUAAUACUCCUCAGUUAGUGGUGAAUGAAGAGGAGGAGUAUUUGGCAAUCGAAGCACCCCAUACCAGCACAAAGGUUGAUAAUCGUGACGAUGAUCGGUUCUUUCCAAAGCAUCUAGAUCCGUUCGGUGGCAAAGAUUCCAAAUACACAAAGAGAAGGAAGUCCUCAGCAAGGAAAGGCUCUGCUAGAAGAGGGUCAGUUAGGAAGAAAAAUAUUAAAAAAUUUAUUCAAAAUAAUCAUGAUAAAUUGGCUGGAAAUGGAAUAAAGAAGGACUUAAUGCCUUUGAAAAAAUUUAAGAUUUAUCGCAAAAAGCGGUGAGAUAAUCCAAAAUUGCCAAGCAAUUUGAGACGCCAUUCAAGAAAUUACUCUGACACAAAAAGAUCCUUUCUUCAAACCAGAAAUACGAAAUAACUUGAAUAUAAAACCCCCUCCAAAACUUUUCGCUACAAAGAAACUACAUAAAUUGCCCAUUAAAACCCGAAUAAUGCCUCUAAAAGGCCCUCAGAUCACUCCUAAACCUAGUCAAUUAGUAAGCAAAAUUGACAAAAUCCUGAAUCCAACUUUCAAAUUGCCCUUAAUAACUCAAAAGAAUAGGAUUAAAAGCCACAAAAUGGUCAAGAGCCAAUUUUAGCUUUUCCAUAUUCUAUCUUAUUCCUCAAGAAUCAAUAUUUUA